CCUGCCAUAUUGAGGUACAUGUGCUUUGUUUUAGAAAACAAUAGUAGAGAGGUAAAAAAAUAAUGAGGUUCACUAACUUGAAGAGGAAUGAGCUUGAUCAUGAUGUAAGACGCACACACUCUUGGGAGUGCGAAUGCAAUGGUUAGGAAAGUUUAGCAAGACUUUUUAUAGCAUCGGGGCUACUAUUUAGUUUCCUUCUAUACAUCUCUACAAGAUCCUCCUUCUCGACCUUCCCAUCCUCCAUCUUAGCGGCUCUUCUGAUAAGUGGGUUUAGACCUUUCAUGUCUUAAAACAUGCGAAAGAAACGUAUACGGCUGAGAAGAAAAACGGCAUGGCAUAGUGCGUCUAAAACCAGUUAUGCAAAUGUCUUACGUCGACACUUCCAUAGACCCAUGCGGCACUGUUUUCUUUUCCACCCUCCAUGAAUUAUGCGUAAAUUUCUUUUUGGCAGCCACCCUUCAGAUCCAUGCUACCAUAGCGUUACGCCACCAACUUGACAAAAAAAAAAAAUUUCGAGCCCACAAGCCCAAAGAAAAAAAAAAACACAGAAAAAAUGUGUUGGAGGCUUCUAAGCAUGGCUGUGUAUGUGAGGGAACUCGCAUUUAGUUUUUGAAUCCGAAAUAGUUAUCCAUCAGCCGUUGUGACUUUGAAGGAGAAUAGGUUAGAUGCGUUUCUGUUAGAAAGUUUUGGCUUUUCAAGCGUUUUCGCCUCUAGGUCUUAAACAAUCUUUCAAUUUUUCUUUAUCGCUUAUGCGAGUGUUUGUUCGAAUUAAUCAACACCCAAGAAAUAGCCCACCUCUGUUAUGAAUUAUACUUUCAUAAUGGUUGUGCAUUGUUUUUCUUUUGGAAGAAUAGUCAGUCGUUGACGGUGGACAGUGUUAGGCUUGCUAUUUCUAGUAGGGCCAAGACGUGGCACACGCUGCAAUUAUUGAUGAGAUGGAUGUUGAAUAAAGAGAAGGAGAAGGGCUCAUGUGCGUUUAGCAACGAAUACUCAUCAUUUCGUUUAUAUUACGACCAGUCUCUGCAAUCAUCUGGCCACUCGAUUUCUUUUGGCUACUUUUGCUAUUUGACCUCGGAGUCCAGAGUUCUUUUUUUCUUCUGUCGUAAUGAAUGUAUUUUGUAAAACCUUGUUCUCUCUGACAUUCAACUGGUGGAGUUAAGAAUGAUCAGUGCCUUUAGAAUCUCCUUUUCUUCAAUUAUUGCCAUGGUCAUUGUGGGCAUCAUCUUGCAUAAGGUGAGUCGCCAAUCACCUCCAGACAACAGCCUCCCGCCAAUCAACCACUAAACAACAAAAUAGAUACAUCCUUGACCGGCUUGUUGAAGAAAUAGGAAUCAAAAGGCAUUUUGCAUAUGUUUUGAUGUCCUCCCCUUUAAAGGAAUUAUACACAAUAUUUACUGAGCAGUGAAUGGGGAUGGGACACCGGGUUUAGAAUUGGCUUAGGUGUAACUAGACAUGUGUAUUUUAUUUUUUUAUUUUUUUAUUUUUUGCUUACGCAUUGCAAAGCGUUUUCUCUAUUCUGGGCGCUUCUUGAGGUCUGCUUUCAUCGAGCCAACUAUAGACAUUUAUCAGUUUUACAGUAAACCAUGACUUGAGCAAAUUCGUUACCGUACGUUCUUGCGAAAAAAAAACUAGAGAUUACAGUGUUUCAAAAAGCGUAAAAUUCGAUAAGAACAAACGCGGUUUUCCUUGUUUGUUGAUUUCUGCAAUAUUGUCUUUAUAUAGGCAAUUCAAACGAAAAUUGAAAUAGGCGAUUAAGAAUCCAACAUUGAGGUCUUAAAGGUGCGGUGAUGAAUGAGUUAGGCGCACCUGAAACUUUCGUUCCACAUCUCCCUUCUUUUUGGCGUCGUAUGUAUUUCCUGUGCGUUAGUUUUGUUUAUUCUUUUGCGGUUUCUGAUUUGAGAAACACUGCUAGCUCUCGUUUGCUUCUAUUCUUUGCUUCUAUUUUUCUAAUUCAUUGUUUCAUAACGAGUUGCCUUUAAAUACUUCUUAGACAAGUAUUGUUUUAGAAAAUCGCUCUAGAAUGCCUGCUCCCUUUGUUUAAUCGCUUCUUUCAGUUAAACUUUAUUCACGUUGCGAAAUUGCAAACCUAUUUGUAUUCAACCGUAAAAUGUUUUUUAAGGUGUGUUUACUAGUUUUGACCAAACGUUAAAAUCAUGGUAGUAAAUGUGUCCUACUUACCAUUUCAUACCUGGCAAGCAUAGAUUAGCACUUGUUCAAAUGUUAGGUCUCAUAUCUGCUCCAUCAAUUGUUUUAGAAGGUAUCUGAUAUCCAAAAGCACUAUCAUAUCAUUCACCUUCGUUAGUACGAGAAAGAAAGCUUUAUUUUUAUGUCUAUUGUAUCAGUGAAGUGAGCCAACAAAACUUCCUUGACCUGCGUGAAAGUUUAAGGAGGUCAUCUGGCGAAAGUUGAUUUCACUUCCGCGUAGGAGGAAGAAGUUGUCGAUGUUGACAGGACAGUGGCUUUAAGGCGAUGGUGUAGGGAAGGAGAAAAUUGCCUGCUACCUUACAAACAUCGUUAUGUGCAGUGUACAUACUUGAUUGACUUGUUUUGAUAUGGGGCGUCAAUCUUCUUACCGAAUGGAACGAGCUUCCCACAAAACACAUGAUGAAUCAAGCGAUUCAUUGAACAUGAAGCCUGUAAUUUUCUUUUGCAAUAAUAACACUUUUUGAGUGGGAAUGGAAGAGGCAAGCCUCCAAACCUUUUUAUUUUCUAACAAAAAUAAAACUUUCACUAAAUCGCUCUGUUUGUUUUUCUCCUAGAAUAUAAAUGGGUGCCUCUUCCGCGUACAAGUUCUAGCUUACUUUACCUGCAGAAACUUAGAAAAUAUUGAUAAGAUAUAUUGAGCCAUACUGGAAAAUGAAUUGGCGGCCAUUCACUUUGAAAAACAUGAUCGCCAAAGCCAAAGAAAGACCGUCAUUUGGUGUUGUGACUUAUUUGCCUUUAACUGGCGUCUCACCGAAACGGAUGUGAAGUUUGGACAUCGAUCCUUCCGCUACCAGUGGCGGAAAAAGUGAUAGUUCCCUUAUUCGUUAUGUGCAUGCUCAGCAUACGAAAUGAGAGAGGUUGAGGAAGAAUUGAUUUUUAACGAAAACAUUUUUUUAUCUCAUUGGAUUUCUUUUUUAAACUCUCACUCUUUUACCUUGGUCUGGGGAUUCGAGACGAUCGUAAAUUUGUAUUGAAGAAAGCCUAUCGGUGAAUCCUGGCUUUACAUCGCUGUCACCAGGCCGACCUUUGCUUGCGAAAUACGUUAAUAUUUGCAUACGGUGCAGACUACGUGCAGAAGGUCGUGUAGCAAAGAAUCCUUUCACUUUUGUAGCAGCCCUGCAACGUUAAAAGCAGUUUUCACCUUCCCUGCAGAUUUACAUGUUGUUAAAGCUAUUCAUGUUGAGCUAGGGAUGAGCAAGAUCAUUCAAUCAACAGGGAAGCGGUUGCGAAAGUUGUACAACCAAAUGUUGUUCCAUACUGUUUGCAACUCUCUACUCUGAAUAAGGAAUGAUCCAAAGUUGGAUAAAAUCCGAGAAGAAAACCAUGCCUGUCAGCUUAGUGAGGGAUGACUUUCUAUUCAUUGACUGUAUAAACCUGAUGCUUCAUCAACUAGAACUGUAUUUGUAAUAAAUUUAGCCGUGCAUUUGCUCUAAAGGUUGAGAAUUUGCGAAUUAGUCUGCACUUGUAAUCACGAGAAAAGUUCUAAUAGUUCUCGUUUCCUUUUUUAAAUUUAUUUUUCAGCGUGAAACGGAAGUGAUUAUAUUUCUGUUUGUUCAAUGCAUGGAAAGUUUUUUUUUAGUUCCCCCUUCUGUCUAGCGAAAGUUUCACUGCUAGUGACGAAAUUAAAGAGGGAGGAAAAUGUUGGAGCCAGCGCCGAGUGAUGAAGGGUAUGAUAAUAUGAAUCACUUCUGUAGUUUUUUUCCUGGUUUAUGCUCCAUAUUUAAGGUGACAGCAAGCUUUAGUUCAACAGAAACAUUGUUCCUACUGAUCUGGUUUGUUCUCUUCCAAGGCUCCACUUCCAUACAACAGUCAUGAAUCAUUCAUACACGCUAUUAGUUGUGAUGCUAAUAGUCCACUAUGGUUCUUCCGCCCCUGCCCCUCAAUCUGGCUCAACAAGUAACGUUGGCUCGGGACUCACAAACUUGAAUUCCAAUUUACUGGGUUCCAGCACCAAUCCAGGCCUUUUGAACGGUGGAUUAGGCACAGGACUCGGAUUCAAUGGACUAAAUUCUUUCGGCGGUGGAUUUGGAAACGGCCUAGGAGGAUUUGGUUCCGGUCUUGGAACAGGAAUUGGAGGAUUCGGAUCUGGACUUGGAGGAUUUGGAUCCGGACUUGGUGGCUUUGGCUCCGGACUUGGUGGCAUUGGCUCCGGACUUGGAGGAUUCGGAUCAGGGAUCGGAGGCUUUGGGACGGGACUUGGAGGAGGUCUAGGAGGAUUCGGAUCAGGGAUCGGAGGCUUUGGGACGGGACUUGGAGGAGGUCUAGGAGGAUUUGGAUCAGGAAUUGGCGGCUUUGGAACUGGACUUGGAGGUUUCGGAUCGGGGUUGGGGGGAAUCGGUGGCAGUCUAGGAGGAUUUGGAUCAGGAAUUGGCGGCUUCGGAACAGGACUUGGAGGAAUCGGAGGGGGUCUAGGAGGUUUCGGAUCAGGCAUUGGUGGCCUUGGAACAGGCCUUGGUGGACUGGGUGGAGGUUUUGGAGGAAUCGGCUCCGGUUUGAGUGGUUUUGGAUUGGGAAACGGAUUGGGUGGCUUCAACAGUUUCGGUAUUGGGGGCCUUAAUGGGUUGGGAUUCGGCAACGGCCUCCUCAACGGUGGGGGACUAGGAGGCAUUGGAUCCCUUAGCAGUUUUGGAGGAAAUGGUUUACUGGGCACGGGCAGUCUCCUUAAUAGUGGACUGCUUGGCACCACUGGCCUUAACAAUGGGCUAGGAACUGUUGGUUCUAAUUUCGGCCUCGGCAGUGGUCUCGGAUUGGGAUCCAGCUUCGGGACUGGCUUCGGCUUGGGAAACCUUGGUGGUGGCAGCUUUAGAAGCCUCCCCGACCUCAAGUAGAUCGUUACAAGAGUCGAACGGCGCCCUUGGUAAACCUAAUGAAUGGAGGCUCUACUUUAACGUCUUCUGAUCAACAUGUCAAUAAUCUAGUUAAUCGCAUCCGUGCAAUCCAACAAGAAUUCGCGACAAAUGCUUCGUCUUCUUCCAGAUCUACAUCUUCUUUUGGCGAUAUCCGAUCUUUCGAUCCCACGAAUGACAAGGAUGUGUAACCAUCAUAUUUCUCAGAUAUAUUUCUUCUACUACUCUCAUAUUCGGCGUAUAAGUCGUGGCCAAUUUUUUUUCUGUUGAGUUAUGGUAAAGUUUCUUUUUGUUAUGUUACUCAUUCAAGUGUGUAACUGCGUAUUUUGUUUAGAAAUAAAUCAUGUUAUUGGCUCCCCACAA
This is a messenger RNA of Daphnia magna, 5414 nucleotides long. Its product is annotated as glycine-rich cell wall structural protein. The record is from RefSeq and is a predicted model, not a curated record. The coding region runs from base 4017 to 5033 and encodes 338 amino acids. Lineage: Eukaryota; Metazoa; Arthropoda; Branchiopoda; Diplostraca; Daphniidae. The transcript has 4 exons.